UCUAUACGGCUCGGUUGGGAAGCGUAUAGCUCUGACGGCUUGCAGUCCAUUGAAAAUCUUUUAGUUUAUAUUUAAUCGCAGUCGUGGCAAGAGUGAAUCUAGUCGCUCUCGGUGUGUUCGUUCACAGGCUGGUGUCUUGGCGGAAUUGGUUCUAUAGCAUGGUCACGCCGAAGAAAGUGUGUUGUCAUUCAAACUGAAAUUGUUGUACAAUUACAUAUUGACAACACUUAAUGGACUGGUGGUAAAUACUACGGUGAAAGAAAAAUAAUUGAAUCGGACGCGUCCCACUAAUACAGGAAACGUGCAAUCAGGUGGAUAAGCAAAACAGUCAGUGAACGAAACGUGCUAAAUUGUGUGAAGUGGCGCGUCCAUCCGACUACCAACCCAAGAGCAUCGGCGUGCGUGCUUGAAAUCGCAACUUAAGCUUUGUGGCUGUAAUUGGGUUUGGCAGAUUGAUUUUUCUUUAAUCCAUCCCUCUGCUCGCUGACGGUAUAUUAUGUCCAACUCGUAUGCGACAAACGGCUCCAAACCAACCGCACGAUGGAAGAGCUUCAUCAAGUCGAAUUUACUCACCUUCCUCACGGUGAUAGGUGUGUUCGGUGGCACCUUUCUAGGAUUAAUGCUCAAAAACACCUCCGAGCCAUGGACGGAACGAGAAGUGAUGUACAUCCAGUAUCCGGGAGAUCUAUUCUUACGGAUGCUGAAGUGCUUGAUCGUUCCCUUAUUGGUUUCGUCCAUCACCAGUGCAAUUGGCUCGCUGGAUCUCAGCAUGUCAAAGAAGAUAGCGUAUAGAGCGAUAAUUUACUACUUCCUUACCACCGUCAGCGCGGUAAUUCUAGGCAUAAUCCUCGUCUGCACAAUAAGGCCCGGGUCUGGGCGCAACGUGGGAAGCAUGGCGGGUAAGGCUGCCACUCGGCAAGUCCUUACUGCCGAUACGCUUCUAGAUUUAGUUCGCAAUUUGUUUCCACCGAACAUCAUCCAGGCUACCAUGUUCCAAUUUCGUACCGUUCUAACACCACCACCAAAUGGCACUGAUGUUCCUCUAACACUGUACAAAAUCAAUUCGGAGUUCACCGAAGGUACCAACGUACUUGGACUGGUCAUGUUCAGCAUCGUGCUCGGUGCAUGCAUCGGAAAGAUGCGAGAGGCUGGAAGACCCCUGCAGAGCGUGUUUGAAACGCUGAGUGAGGCCAUGAUGAUAAUCACCUCGUGGGUGAUCUGGAUUUCACCGCUCGGUGUGUUCUUCUUGGUUGCGGCCAAAAUCCUCGAAAUGGCAUCGUUCAUGGAGGUACUCGGCCAACUUGGCUGGUACUUCAUGACCGUGAUGAUAGGACUGAUGAUGCACGGCUUCGGUACGAUUGCGUUAAUCUUCUUCGUAGCCACACGGAAGCUGGCCUAUCCUUACAUUGCCAAAAUGAGUCAGGUGUUGGCCACUGCCUUUGGUACCGGAUCCAGUUCAGCUACGAUGCCGAUAACAAUUCGAUGCUUGGAUAACAUGGGCAUUGAUCCACGCGUGACCAGAUUCGUAAUUCCGGUUGGCGCCACGAUCAACAUGGAUGGUACUGCUCUUUACGAAGCCGUUGCUGCUCUGUUCAUUGCUCAGCUGAGGCAAAUCCCUCUAUCGUUCGGUCACAUCGUUGCCGUCAGUGUAACGGCGACGGCUGCUUCGAUUGGCGCUGCCGGUAUCCCACAGGCCGGUUUAAUUACCAUGGUAAUGGUUCUGGACACAGUUGGGCUGCCAGCUGAGGAUGUGACCAUCAUUAUCGCUGUAGAUUGGCUACUCGACCGAUUCCGAACUACCAUCAAUGUAAUGUGCGACGUGCUAGGAACGAUUCUAGUGAACCAGCUGUCGAAGAAUGACUUAUCAAAUGUCCCGAAUGAAAUUCGUACUGUACAAUAAAUACAAAAAGAUUAAUAUUGCACUCGUUCGUAGAGAUGAGCACGAUGCCGAGCCCCAUGAGCUAGUCGAACUUCGACAAGAAUGCAAUGAAAAGGAAUAAAUCCGAUACUAUACCGACCUGCUGCAGUAUCCUUCCUUUCCAAACCAGGUCCAAUGCCCCUGCGUGUAACUUAUAGAUGUUGGAUAAAUCCAAUCAAUCGAAGCAAAAAUUCUCAAAAAAGUGAACCAUCCCGUGGUAUAGAUAAUGUCUUUUAGAUGUAUCUACGUUGAAAAAAAAAUAACAAAAUGUACUCACGAUACAUCGUCAACUAUUUAGGUGUAGAUUAGAAAAGAGCGAACACAUAAUCAUGCUUCUACGGCCACGUGCUGCCAAAAAUCGCCAUUUGAAGGCCAUUUUCCCCCAAGGGGAUUGUAGUGAACGAAUUUACAAAAUCACACCAUCACUCCACCAUGAUCGUUAUGAAUGUCGUUGAUGUGAAGGAGGAGUUCAUUAGAGGUCGUUUGAAUAAAUUCUAGGUAGAAACCAUAUCGACAUCACUCUCAUUCACUACCAUGUUAAUAGUGUGGUUAUCAUCCCUCGAGUUUAGACUUAGGAAAUGUACCUUUCUUAAGGUAUAUGAGACUUCAAAGCACACUACCAUUAAUAUUUUGGGCUACAUUCGACAAAGGCUUUCGGAAUAAGAGAAGGAAAAAAAAUCAAACUGAAUAAAACCGAACUUUGCAUUAAGAAUUGAAAUGUUUUGGUGCAUACUUUAAGAUCAUGCAAAAAUAGACCGUACGAGCUUAAGUCUAACCUAUUGUUAAUGUUUAUUGUGAAUUUAAAAUACUUACAAAUAUAUUUUAAUAAUAAUUA
Armigeres subalbatus is the source of this 2753-nucleotide messenger RNA. RefSeq names its product excitatory amino acid transporter 3 (gene Eaat1). Gene Ontology annotation, biological process: L-glutamate transmembrane transport. The record is from RefSeq and is a predicted model, not a curated record. Bases 497 to 1900 code for a protein of 467 amino acids. The transcript is spliced from 12 exons. Gene Ontology annotation, cellular component: plasma membrane. Lineage: Eukaryota; Metazoa; Arthropoda; Insecta; Diptera; Culicidae. Gene Ontology annotation, molecular function: glutamate:sodium symporter activity; L-glutamate transmembrane transporter activity; neutral L-amino acid transmembrane transporter activity.